CACUGAAAAAUGCAGAAUGCAGAGAAUAAUAUUAUAAUAAAUCAUUUAGGAAAGGUUAAAUAGAGAGAAAAAUUCUUUUGGGAGCUGGCACAAAAGUCACACUGGGUCUUUAUGGGUUAAAUAUGCAACAUGAAUGCCUUACAUUUACUAACAAAAAAAUACUGCUGCAAAAAACACUUAAAACGUUGCCAUAAACAUGAAAAACUGCAUCACAUCUUAUUUCUUACUUGGGAAAUUUGCUUUUAUUAAACUUUUUUAAUCAAAUCCAACUAAUGUUUGUGGAAUUAUUCACAAAGUUUGGUAAAGCUUUAUUUUUGUGCUCUAAUACAGCUGUGAACUGUAAAAUCCACUCACCCACAUCAGAAAACAAUGUCAUUUCUCAUUACAUGGUUAAAUACAGAAAAUACACUGACGCAAAUCUAAAAGAACCCACACAUUACUGACUUUGUUGUUUACUCAUGGUGAGUGAUAAAGUUACGCGUGCUAUCUCAGGUCAGAGCUACUCCCACAGAUUACACAACACCGGGAAGAAUUCCAGGCAUUCAUGAUUAACAGAACUUUAGACCUGAUAGACAUGUCUUUGCUGUUCACAGUGACUCUGCAAAAAAACAAGACAUCCAAAAAUGAACAACAGAUGAAAUUGGAAGACUUAUACAAUACAUAAGAAAGAAAGAUAAUCACUAGAAAAAUGGAAAGAUUGCUAUGUUUAAGAGACUCUUACUCCAUCAGACCUCUCUCUGUAUUAUUAGGUCCUUUGUCAGGAGUACAAUAACAGUAUAAAAAGUGAUGCUCACAGGAAGAAUGUCCUCACUAAACAACAUAAUGGACUCCCAGGUCCUUCAAGCCUUCUUCACUUAUGCAACAGUCGUCGUCCUGAAGAUGAUGCUCAUGUCACCUUUGACCUCUUACUUCCGCCUGACAAGAAAGGUUUUUGCCAACUUGGAAGAUACUAAACUUGCUUCCCCCACAGUAGACAAGAAACUGGUCCGAGUGGAUCCGCAUGUUGAACGAGUCCGCAGGUGCCACCAGAAUGACCUGGAGAACGUCAUUCUCUUCGUGCUGAUUGGUCUGCUCUAUUCUCUGACUGGACCGGAACUUUCCACGGCUCUGCUCCACUUCCGCCUUUUUACCGGCUCUCGUAUCUUCCACACCAUCUCCUAUGUGGGCGCUUUGCCUCAGCCCAGCAGGUUUCUGUCCUUUAUACUGGGUCUGCUGGUCACCUUCUCCAUGGCCUGCAGAGUCCUCUGUACAACUGUCCUGUAGAGAAGACAUGAGCACAUUAAUCCAU
Molecule: messenger RNA, 1288 nt
Organism: Sphaeramia orbicularis (orbiculate cardinalfish)
Lineage: Eukaryota; Metazoa; Chordata; Actinopteri; Kurtiformes; Apogonidae
Product: microsomal glutathione S-transferase 1-like
Exons: 6
Coding region: 787-1263 (158 amino acids)
Cellular component (GO): mitochondrion; membrane
Molecular function (GO): glutathione transferase activity
Source: RefSeq, a predicted model, not a curated record